Pistacia vera is the source of this 900-nucleotide messenger RNA. RefSeq lists its product as uncharacterized. The transcript is spliced from 4 exons. Lineage: Eukaryota; Viridiplantae; Streptophyta; Magnoliopsida; Sapindales; Anacardiaceae. The record is from RefSeq and is a predicted model, not a curated record. The coding region runs from base 100 to 804 and encodes 234 amino acids.
ACCACUACAAACAACCCCACAUCUUUUUCCACUCUCUUUCUCUCAAACUUAAUUCAACUUUUCCCAUCAAUAUUUUCUCUCUCUUUCUCUAACAAAAUCAUGAAUGAUCAAGAACUACUCACAGUCAGAGAAAUCAAACCCAAAAACAGAAGAAUCAUGGGAGGAGGAGGUCCUGAAGAUCAUGAGGAAGAUGAAGAUGGUGAAAAUAUAAAGUGGCCAACAUGGGUGCGUCCUCUUCUCCAAACGAGCUUCUUUGUUCAAUGUAAACUUCACGCUGAUGCCCACAAGAGUGAAUGCAACAUGUAUUGCUUGGACUGUAUGAAUGGUGCUCUUUGUUCUCUUUGUCUGGCAUUUCAUAAAGACCACAGGGCAAUUCAGAUAAGGAGAUCAUCAUACCAUGAUGUGAUAAGAGUAGCUGAGAUUCAGAAAUACAUGGAUAUAACAGGAGUUCAAACAUACAUAAUCAACAGUGCCAGAAUCGUAUUCUUAAACGAGAGGCCUCAGCCAAGGCCUGGUAAAGGCGUCACCAAUACCUGUCAAGUUUGUGACCGCAGCCUCCUUGAUUCCUUCUCUUUCUGCUCUCUCGGUUGCAAGAUUGCUGGGUCAUCAAAGAAUUUUCAGAAAAGAAAAAUGUGCAAUGAAAUCAAUGGCUUGGAUGCCAUUAGCCAUGGAAAUGCAAAGACGAAAAUACAAAGUUUCACACCAUCAACGCCACCACCAACCGCCAUUAGUUUCAGAGCAGCCAAGAGAAGAAAGGGGAUUCCACAUAGAGCUCCAUUGGGAGGUCUUAUCAUACAAUACUGAGAAAUACUUGGUCAAUCUCUCAACAAUACACCCAGAAACAUGGUAAAUUCUAGAAUUCUGGCAGCGUUUUACAUAUUCUGUCAAAAAAAAAAAAAA